CCAAUGUCGCGUCUAGUGGCUUCGUAGAGCGUCAGACAGAGCGUGAAACUGCCGGAAAUCAGGACUGGAAGCUGUGCGGCACCUACAGUGCUAGCGAAACGGAUUGUCGUAGAGCCGGAUGCUCUUGGCUCUCCGCGUUCGACCAAGGGAAUCUUAAGGCUUCCCCUAGUCAGUGUGAUCCACCUAAGUACUUCAGAGGAGUCAUCGAUUCUAGAAGGGAGACUUUCCUUCCAAGGGGAUUUUAUUUUUAAGGGGAACAAAGAGGGGAAGAACAGGAAGAUGCCCGUCAAGAUGGUUAAGUCCUUAUAAGAAGGAGCUCUAAGAGUCUGCAGAUGGGCGGGUACUACGCGUCAUCUUUGGCCACGGCACCGAACACACCAGUUUCGAUGUGCUCUGCAUGCGCUAACCAGCCUACAGAGGUUUUGAAACUGUAUUUCGCAUUGGGCCAAACGCCGUGUGUCAAUGCUGAGGAUGUGUGCGCUUGCAUGGCUGGCAUCCCAGGCAUCUGCAGUAAUCCUGCCAUCCUCUCUUGGUGCUAAGGCUUGACGCAAUGCAUUUCCAGCUGUCAUUUUCUUCUGUUCUUUCCUUCUUAGGAUCUUCAGGGGAGAAUUUCCUUCGUGGGACUCUGACGAAAUGGUUGGAAGAGAUGAAAUAUUUUGAGCUGCUCUAAUGGUGGCCCUGUCCUCACGUCUGUCCUCAGCAUUCCACGAGUUGUGCCAACGUCGCACGCACAGGCUUUGAAGAAAUCGCAC
Messenger RNA from Amoebophrya sp. A25, 752 nucleotides. The record is from the annotation of a GenBank genome assembly. Lineage: Eukaryota; Dinophyceae; Syndiniales; Amoebophryaceae.